Molecule: messenger RNA, 2807 nt
Organism: Eubalaena glacialis (North Atlantic right whale)
Lineage: Eukaryota; Metazoa; Chordata; Mammalia; Artiodactyla; Balaenidae
Gene: ZFP69
Product: ZFP69 zinc finger protein
Exons: 7
Coding region: 1011-2693 (560 amino acids)
Biological process (GO): regulation of transcription by RNA polymerase II
Molecular function (GO): RNA polymerase II cis-regulatory region sequence-specific DNA binding; DNA-binding transcription factor activity
Source: RefSeq, a predicted model, not a curated record
CGUGCUGAGCCGCCGGAAGAAGGGCGGGCGACGGGGUCUGUGGCUGCACCGCAGCAUCGGGGGCCGCACCCCGAACCCGCCACGGCCCGGGCGAGAGCGACCCGGGGCACGGGCAAAGGCGACGGCGCGCCGGGAGGGUGGAGGCGCCGGGACACCGGGGCUGCGGCCCAGGAGGCUGGGCGCCGGUGGGCCUGGCUGCUGCCGCCGGGCCGGCAUCAAAGCAGCGGCCGGCGAGCUGUAGCCUCGCCCGGGUCUGCGGGAAGCCGGUUCUGGGCACCCCUCGCAUUGCGGCCCCCAAAGCCCCGCUCCCGGGGGUGCGGCCGGGAAAGCAUACCUUGGAGGGGCGGUGGGUUCACCUGGUGCCGCAGCACCCGCCCUAGGCCGCCUCUCGGGAAUUUGGAAAAGAUUCCCCGGUCCCGUCCGAAGGCCGAUAGUCCUCUGAGCUUCCGAAGGAAGCCUGCGUGAACGUUGGGCGUUUUUAAAAGAAUCAUUGUGUUGGGUGGGGAUGUGGUCUGUCUAUAAAAGGCCGGGAAAGAACAAAAUCUGUUACCCACGGCCCUUCUCUAAAGAGACACCCUCUGGAGCUGAAAGCCUCAAGAACGGGCUCUCUCACGCCCCCAUCUCUCGUCCUGCCAGCGUCCAAGGCCGGUCUGUUUUAAAUAUAUUUCUGCAAGUUCUGGAGUUCUAGCUGUAUGAUCAGUUUUCUGGAUCCCUCCUCUCCUGCCUUUUGCUUCUCUAGAAGAAUAUGAAGAGGCAUGUACUCAGACCUACUCAACCGGCCGCCUCCCAAGCAGGCAGUACUUAAUUUCAGAAAGGAGUCACUUUUUCAGAGUUGUUAAAGGCACAUUAGCCUCUAGGAGCCCCCAGGUUCUGGUGCCGCAGGGACACGCCAAAGUCCUGAGGGCAGGAGAUUGUGAUCAGAGGAGGGCCAUACAACUGUGAGGCGUCUCAGCAGAGGCUCUGGCAGUGUCCUCCCCAGAAGUGGACAAGGCCAGUCGGGUGGCAUCAUCAUGCUACAGCAGCUCCUGAUUACCCUGCCCACUGAGGCCAGCACCUGGGUGAAGUUGCACCAUCCACAGAAGGCCAAGGAAGGGGCGCCCCUGUGGGAGGACGUGACCAAGAUGUUUGAAGGAGAAGCUCUGCUAUCUCAGGAUGCUGAUGAGACCCAGGGAGAAAGUUUAAAGGAUGAAGUGACUCCCGGGGCCCCGACAACAGACUCCCAGGAACUGUUGACCUUCAAGGACAUAUCUGUGGACUUCACCCAGGAGGAGUGGGGGCAGCUGGCCCCUGCUCACCGGAAUCUGUACCGGGAGGUGAUGCUGGAGAACUAUGGGAACCUGGUCUCAGUGGUAGGAUGUCAACUUUCCAAACCUAGUGUGAUUUCCCAGUUGGAGAAAGGAGAAGCGCCAUGGAUGACAGAGAAAGAAGGCCCAGGAGAUCCCAGUUCAGCUGGUGGGAUCUUAGUUCCCCAACCAGGGAUUGAACCCAGGCCCUUGGCAGUGAGAGCACGGAGUCCUAACCACUGGACCGCCAGGGAAUUCCCUGCUAUUUUAAAUGACUUGAAGGGUAAAACAGAAACAGCUGCGUCAACUGCAAAGAACGACGUUUUACAGGAACAGUUCUAUCAUGGCAUGAUGAUGGAAAGGUUCAUGAGGGAUGAUGUCAUUUAUUCCACAUUGAGAAAAGUCUCAAAAUAUGAUGAUGAGUUAGAAAGCCACCAGGAUAGCCAUGGAAGAGACGUGAGACAAACCAUCUUGACCCAUAAGAGGAGAGGCCAAGAAACUUACAAAUUUGGCAAAAAUAUUGUGAGUUCUAAUGUUGUUAUAGAACAGAGGCACCAUAAAUAUGACACACCUAGAAAGAGAAACAAAUACAAAUCAGAUUUGAUUAAUCAUCCAACAAGUUACAUAAGAACAAAAACCUACGAAUGUAAUAUAUGUGAAAAAGUCUUCAAACAACCCAUUCACCUUACCGAACACAUGAGAAUUCAUACUGGUGAGAAACCUUUCAGAUGUAAGGAAUGCGGAAGGGCCUUUAGUCAAAGUGCAUCCCUUACCACACACCAAAGAAUCCAUACUGGUGAGAAACCCUUUGAAUGUGAAGAAUGUGGCAAAGCCUUCAGACAUCGUUCAUCUCUUAAUCAACAUCAUAGAACUCACACUGGUGAGAAACCCUAUGUAUGUGAUAAAUGUCAGAAAGCUUUCAGCCAGAACAUUAGCUUGAUCCAACAUUUGAGAACUCAUUCUGGAGAGAAACCCUUUACAUGCAAUGAAUGUGGGAAAACCUUUAGACAGAUUAGACACCUUAGUGAACAUAUAAGAAUUCAUACUGGGGAGAAGCCCUAUGCAUGCACCACAUGUUGUAAAACCUUUAGUCAUAGAGCUUAUCUAACGCAUCACCAGAGAAUCCAUACUGGGGAGAGACCCUACAAAUGUAAGGAAUGUGGGAAAGCCUUUAGGCAAAGGAUACACCUUAGCAACCAUAAAACUGUUCAUACAGGAGUGAAAGCGUAUGAAUGCAACCGCUGUGGAAAAGCCUACAGGCAUGAUUCAUCCUUUAAGAAACAUCAGAGGCAUCACACAGGAGAAAAACCUUAUGAAUGUAAUGAAUGUGGAAAAGCCUUCAGCUAUAAUUCAUCACUUACUCGACACCAUGAAAUACACAGGAGAAAUGCCUUCCAGAAUAAUGCCUAAAAACAGAUUAUUCAACAUGAACAAAAGCCAGGUCUAAAUCAGUGAUUCUGUGCUUUGAAUUUCAGGACUCUAAAUUGGAGGAAUUGACAUAAUGAUGCCAACUUCUAAUUUUGC